AUGGUGGGAAACUUUCUCAUUAUUGUGGUUAUAGCUGCCAGUAAUCACCUUCACACCCCCAUGUACUUCUUCUUGCUGAAUUUGUCCAUCUUAGACCUUUCAACCAUCUCUGUCACUCCAAAGUCCAUGGGCAGUUUUCUAUGGAAUACCACAUCCAUCUCCUAUUCCGGCUGUGUUGCCCAAGUCUUUUUCUUCCAUGUUUUUGGUGCUGCUGAACUUGCUUUACUGACUGUCAUGGCAUAUGAUCGUUAUAUUGCCAUCUGCAGACCUCUUUACUACAAUAUCAUCACGAAGGGGAGCACUUGCAGCCUCAUGGCAGCCAGUGCAUGGCUCAGCUGUGUCCCUUACUCUGCUCUCCACACUGGGAACAUCUUUUCUUUAACCUUCUGCAAGUCCAACAUUAUUGAACAGUUCUUUUGUGACAUUCCAUAGCUUCUCAAGCUUUCCUGUUCUCAUUCAUAUUUUAGUGAAGUUGGGGUUCUUACAUAGUUUUUUUUAGUUGCCCUCUGUUUCGUUUUUAUAAGUAUGUCUUAUAUUCAGAUUUUCACUGUGGUUUUGCGAAUUCCUGUCAAGGAAAUCCAGCGUAAAGCAUUUUCAACCUGCAUCCCCCAUCUCAUUGUGGUCUCUAUGUUUGUUAGCACUGGUUCUUUUGCCUACCUUAAGCCUGUCUCUAACUCCCCAUCAGCUCCAGAUCUCACAGUUUCUCUUUUCUAUUCUGUGUUGCCAUCAGUGAUAAAUCCAGUCAUUUACACCAUGAGGAACAAUGGCAUCAAAGCUGCCAUGCAAAAAUUAACUGGCUGCAGAUUAUUAUACAGAAAUAAAUAG
Molecule: messenger RNA, 825 nt
Organism: Manacus vitellinus (golden-collared manakin)
Lineage: Eukaryota; Metazoa; Chordata; Aves; Passeriformes; Pipridae
Product: olfactory receptor 14I1-like
Biological process (GO): G protein-coupled receptor signaling pathway
Cellular component (GO): membrane
Molecular function (GO): G protein-coupled receptor activity; olfactory receptor activity
Source: RefSeq, a predicted model, not a curated record